This is a messenger RNA of Clunio marinus, 336 nucleotides long. Lineage: Eukaryota; Metazoa; Arthropoda; Insecta; Diptera; Chironomidae. The record is from the annotation of a GenBank genome assembly.
AAAUUGUAUCGAAUUUUUUUUGCUUCUUUGACAACAUUAAAAAAAUUUGUUUCAUUUAAGUUAUCAACUUCAUAUUUUCUUUUUCAUAAAAUCAGGAUUUGAUUUUCAUUCUCUUUUAAUCAAUUAGAGGAAAAUUAGCUUCAAAAAAUUAUGACGUGAGUUUAAAUUAAAAAGCUUGUUUAGGAGUAAAAGUAAAAUCGCUUAUCCUCAGUAAAGUUUUUAAAGAGACAAAAGCUUCAGGAUGAAAUUGCAAAAUUUCGAUGAUCAUUAUCCUUAAAACUUUGCCUUUCAAAAUCCAAUGACAAGCACAUAGAGAAUUUUCUGCCGUUCCCAGUG